AUGUCACUCGAUACUUCCUCCUCUGCCAUACAUCUCAACCUUCCUCCUACUUCAUCUUCUCAGCUCCGUCCCCCUACACUCAUCACCGUGCAUCCUUCUGUCAUUGCCUCCAUUCUCACUCAUCACUCCCGAAGACCAAAUGAAGCGGACUCAUCCCCUCGAGUUAUCGGUACUCUGAUGGGUUCGAGAUCAGAGAAUGGACAAGAAGUAGAUGUCAGAGCUUGUUUCGCUGUUCCCCAUAAAGAGGAUGAGAACCAAAUCGCUGUUGAUAUGCCUUUCCAACAAGGAAUGAUGCAAUUAUUGGGUAAAACCGGUGCUAAGGAAUCUAUCGUUGGAUGGUACGCAACCCACCCAACUCUCAACGCCUAUUCAGCUCUUAUCCAAAAUUACUUCUCUGGCGAAACCUCCCCUCAUCCUUCGGUUCACUUGACCAUCGAUACUGAGCUUGAUCCUUCUGGAAAAGGCUUAGGUGUGAAAGGAUGGGUAUCUACUCAAUUAGGAUUAAGUCCCAAAGCCGAAAAUUGUGCUUUCUUACCUGUACCAGUGGUAAUCAAAUAUGCUGAAAGCGAAAGAGCCGCACUUGAUCUUCUCACUGCACCCGCACCUACACCUUCACCUUCGCUUCCGCCUCUCCCCACACUCUCCGCAUCUCUUAAUCAAUUAUCAACUUUGAUUGAUCAAUGUCUCUCUUACGUCCAAUCUGUUAACUCAGGUUCUCAAUCUCCUGAUCCCGAAGUAGGAAGAUACCUCCUCGAGGGACUUGGUAGAUGGUCAUCAGCAGAAGGCGAAGACGAGGGUGGUAUUAAAGCUGGUUUACAAGAUACCUUGACCGUAUCAUAUUUGAGUAAUUUGGUUCGAAGUCAAGUUGAAUUGGCAGGUAGAUUGGCUUUAUUACAACAGACCCCAGCGUAA
Messenger RNA from Kwoniella shivajii, 912 nucleotides. RefSeq names its product eukaryotic translation initiation factor 3 subunit F. Bases 1 to 912 code for a protein of 303 amino acids. Gene Ontology annotation, molecular function: translation initiation factor binding; translation initiation factor activity; metallopeptidase activity. NCBI's taxonomy places the organism in Eukaryota, Fungi, Basidiomycota, Tremellomycetes, Tremellales, Cryptococcaceae. Gene Ontology annotation, cellular component: eukaryotic translation initiation factor 3 complex, eIF3m. The transcript is spliced from 4 exons. Gene Ontology annotation, biological process: translational initiation. The record is from RefSeq and is a predicted model, not a curated record.